Messenger RNA from Mercenaria mercenaria, 1781 nucleotides. RefSeq lists its product as uncharacterized. Lineage: Eukaryota; Metazoa; Mollusca; Bivalvia; Venerida; Veneridae. The record is from RefSeq and is a predicted model, not a curated record. The transcript is spliced from 9 exons. The annotation marks the transcript as partial.
UUUCUCAACGAAAACAAUGUCAGACAAAUACCACUACUGUAACAAUAAAAACCUCUACAAUAUCUCAUGAACUGCUUAACGGAUGUUCAUCUCACUUGGAUAGAAGUAAGGUCAAAAUGUACAGGUUCGUGAUCAAGCGUUCAACAAUGAUGGGAAACUUUGACUGGUUCCUAUCACUAGUAAAAAGAUGACGUCUAAGUCAAUAUCGUGGUACUAUAUUUACAGUCUUGUUUUUUAAGAAUAUGCUAUGGAUGCAAGGCACAAGAAGAUACUGAUCAGGAAUUGCCAUACAUUGUGGAUCAGGUGAACCCCCAGCAGUUGCUUAUAUACCUGCCAUGUUUAUCACAGUAUAGUAAGGAAGAGAUAGAGACUGCACAGAAUUCAAAGUCUAGGGCAUAUGCAGCUCAAAUGUUGCACAAUCACCUGAUAAAAAGACCAGACGGAUUUCAGCAGUUUGUUUUUGCACUGAGACAUCCGAGUGUUGGCUGUACAGAACUUGCCGAUCGCCUGGAUCCAGAUCAUUUGAUUGGUUCGUUGCCCGAAGAGAUCCUAAGAAUGGAUGAAAAUUCUAUCAGUCUGUACAAGAAAGCAUUGAUGGAGGGAAAGCAAGCAAUAAAUAAUAUUCGUGUGAUGAUAGUUGGACAUUGCGGAGUUGGGAAAACAACGCUUACAAAAAGAUUAUUUGGAGAAACUGUUGAUGUCAAUGAGGAUAUUGCCAGCACGGAUGGAAUUGAUGUACAUAUGAAAAGGUGUAAAGUUCGUCUGACAGAUGCAAACUGGCUGCCAGUCAGUAAAGAAAGUUACCAGGAAACAUUCUACAAUCGCUUUGCGUCUAUGAUAUCAGAAUUUUCAAAGAACUCAGGGUUACAACAAAGUGGUACAGAUGUUAAGAGUUCGGCAAAAGAAAUAAACUUAGACAAAGCCUGCAACAUAAUGAGUGACAAAACAAGCAUAAACAAAAAGCAAGCGGAUGACCUCGAAAACAAACAACAGGAGAACAAAUCUGAAAGUCUAUCUGAUGAAAGGGAGUCAAAUGAAAACAAAAAGGCCACAGAUUUGCACUUAAAGGAGAUAAUUAAGGACAUUAUGAAGCGUUGCACGUCAGAAUUUUCAAAAGACAUUGCUGACCUAUCGGUCUGGGAUUUCGCAGGACAAUAUGUGUUUUAUGGCACACAUCAGAUAUUCUUAUCAAGAAGAGCCAUAUAUUUAUUGGUAACAGACCUCUCUCAGCAAGUGGACAGUGUCGUAGACGAUGACUGCUACAUCGAUUCUAGGGGAGAAACACGAUGUAAAAUUUCAGAUUUUGUUACCUUCUGGCUAAACUCAAUACACACUUUCUGCGCAUCUGGAAUGUCAACAGAACCUCCUGUUAUACUGGUUGGAACAUUUGCAGAUAAGCUGAUUGAGGGAAAGAAGCAGGAAUUAGCAGAUGAGUUUUUUGCCAAGCAUAGACUUAGUUUGGCACAAAGUGAAGCAUUUGUGCACCUCACUGAUGCCGAGUUUAUGCUUGACAACUCAAUCAUUGAUCCAAAUUUAGAAAUGCUGAAGAGAGAAAUAGUUACGACAGCUGCAAAGCAAAGUUAUUGGGAUGAGUUAUACCCAGCAAGAUGGGCUAUACUGGAACGGUCGCUGAUGGAAUUUAAGGAAAGAGGUCACACGGUUUUGGAGAAAAACAUUUUAGAAGAUGCAAACAAGAAUAUGCCUUUACCGAUAGAAACUUCAGAGGAAUUGGAACUUUUCCUGCGAUUUCAUCAUGAAGCAGGAUUCAUCUUGUACUUUAG